Molecule: messenger RNA, 1594 nt
Organism: Bombina bombina (fire-bellied toad)
Lineage: Eukaryota; Metazoa; Chordata; Amphibia; Anura; Bombinatoridae
Product: tubulin beta-4B chain
Exons: 4
Coding region: 98-1435 (445 amino acids)
Biological process (GO): microtubule cytoskeleton organization; mitotic cell cycle
Cellular component (GO): cytoplasm; microtubule
Molecular function (GO): GTPase activity; GTP binding; structural constituent of cytoskeleton
Source: RefSeq, a predicted model, not a curated record
AUAAAAGGAGCUGUUUCUGACGGUUGGAGUCAGUUGCUCUUCGAAUCCUUUGGGGAUCUUGUGGUAAGCUGUUUGCCUUCUAUAACAACCCGGCAACAUGAGGGAAAUCGUGCAUCUUCAGGCUGGACAGUGCGGCAAUCAAAUUGGAGCUAAGUUCUGGGAAGUUAUCAGCGAUGAGCAUGGCAUUGACCCAACUGGUACAUACCAUGGUGACAGUGAUCUGCAGCUAGAAAGGAUAAACGUCUACUACAAUGAAGCAACAGGAGGCAAAUAUGUUCCCCGUGCUGUUCUUGUGGAUCUUGAGCCUGGAACCAUGGAUUCUGUUCGCUCCGGACCAUUUGGGCAGAUCUUCAGACCAGACAACUUUGUGUUUGGUCAGAGUGGAGCUGGAAACAACUGGGCUAAAGGUCACUACACAGAAGGAGCAGAGCUGGUUGACUCUGUGUUGGAUGUUGUAAGGAAGGAAGCAGAAAGCUGUGACUGUCUCCAGGGCUUCCAGCUCACCCACUCCUUGGGUGGUGGUACUGGCUCCGGCAUGGGUACACUUCUCAUCAGCAAGAUCAGAGAGGAAUACCCAGACAGAAUCAUGAACACUUUCAGCGUUGUGCCCUCCCCAAAAGUAUCUGACACUGUAGUAGAGCCUUACAAUGCAACCCUGUCUGUGCACCAACUUGUAGAGAACACUGAUGAAACAUAUUGCAUAGAUAAUGAAGCCCUCUAUGACAUCUGCUUCAGAACACUGAAGCUUACCACUCCCACUUAUGGUGACCUCAACCAUCUGGUUUCUGCCACCAUGAGUGGUGUAACCACCUGCCUACGCUUCCCUGGUCAGCUGAAUGCUGACUUGCGUAAACUAGCUGUUAACAUGGUUCCCUUCCCCCGUCUGCACUUUUUCAUGCCUGGUUUUGCCCCACUCACCAGCCGUGGCAGCCAACAGUAUCGUGCCUUAACUGUGCCAGAGCUGACACAGCAAAUGUUUGAUGCAAAGAAUAUGAUGGCUGCCUGUGACCCUCGUCAUGGUCGCUAUCUUACUGUUGCUGCUGUGUUCAGAGGCCGUAUGUCCAUGAAAGAGGUGGAUGAGCAGAUGCUUAAUGUUCAGAACAAGAACAGCAGCUACUUUGUAGAAUGGAUCCCCAACAACGUCAAAACCGCUGUCUGUGACAUCCCACCCCGUGGUCUUAAAAUGUCUGCUACCUUCAUUGGUAACAGCACAGCCAUUCAGGAACUGUUCAAACGCAUCUCUGAGCAGUUCACUGCCAUGUUCCGCAGAAAGGCCUUCUUGCACUGGUACACUGGGGAGGGUAUGGAUGAGAUGGAAUUCACUGAGGCAGAGAGCAACAUGAAUGAUUUGGUAUCGGAAUACCAACAGUACCAGGAUGCUACUGCAGAAGAAGAGGGAGAGUUUGAGGAGGAGGCUGAGGAAGAAGCAGCAUAAAGCUGUGGUUUUACAGCCUUUUAAUUUAUAAGCUUUCAAGAACUGUUCAUGCAACUCCUGUUUUCUAAUGUUUGUCUUUUAUUUGUGUUUGCUCGUUCUCUUCUGUUACGUUACAUGCUGUACAGAUCUUACACCACAAUUAAAGCAGUUUUCAUAGUA